UUUCCUCCCGUUCCACCUGAUCUCUCAUGUCUAAUCCCACCCCCGAUCUCUCCUCUCUCACCCACGACACAUGUUGCGCCGCCGCCGCCGUUGUUUCGUUCGGCACGCACCUCCUCACGGCGCACUCCUCGGCCGCCCCGUCGGAACGCUGCCUCCGUCUCCGUCUAGCCGUCGAUAACCUCCUUCUUGUAUCUUCCGUCGGAAAGGUGCAACAGGGAUCAUCUCUUUCUCGGGCGGCCACGAGCUCCAUCUCCAGAUCGGUGGCACACUACACCCAGAAGCAUGUAUCCGAUUUUUCUGGAGUCCGUGGGCGAACCGCCGCUCCACGCUCCAGAUCUGGCCGGAGGUACGCGCGGACGUCGGGGCAGUUUCAGUUGGGGAGUCUCGGUUGGGAGGGGCUCAGGGCAGGCCAGCGAAUGCAUACAGGGAAAAGAGGGAAAAUUGAAGAGCCAUAUUCUCUGUCCAUUUUGCUCUAUGGUGCUGAAAGCAAAAAAUUGAUUUACUUACAUCUGAAUCUUUUAGCCAUCAAAUUAUUGUUGCACUUGCGAGUCAAAAUGUGCAGAAAGAUGGAUCAAAGGCCACCACCGCAUCGACACAUUGACAUUGUUCUUGCUCCUCUCAUUUUCUUUCUUUCUGAAUCCCUCAAUCCAUCAGAGGAGCUCAAGUCCAAGUAGAGGCAGCUCAUGGACUUCUGAACAAAGACAAGGAACAAAGAAUCCCCCAAUGAGCAAAGAAUCCCCCAAUGCGCAAAUAUGUGUUUGUUAUUUUGCAACUAGCACGCAAAGAACGUCAGCCUUGAAACCUAAAGCGCUUUCUACUUAGAGAACUACUAGCUGAAACAGAGAAUUUCUGCAGCAGCACCAUUAUAUGGAGAAGUGUUGUUUUUUAAUGUUUACCAGGGGAAUCUACAUAUCACUAUCCAA
Molecule: messenger RNA, 923 nt
Organism: Triticum aestivum (bread wheat)
Lineage: Eukaryota; Viridiplantae; Streptophyta; Magnoliopsida; Poales; Poaceae
Exons: 3
Coding region: 27-674 (215 amino acids)
Source: RefSeq, a predicted model, not a curated record